GAGCAAAUGUAAACAGUAAAUGGCUGACUAGUGUAGGUUAGUGUUCAUCUGAUCAGUGUGGCGAUGGACCAAUCAAUAGUGAUGUGACACUUAUCUCUGCAGUACCAUGCUUGAGACCUGGAGAUCAGAGUUGGUGGUGCUUGCAUUUGUUACAUUAGAGCUCCCUGUCAUGAUGAUGUUGGACUGUCUUGCCGGGAAAGACACAGAGUGUAGACACAAAGGUUCUUGUCAACAGUCCCUGGAUUGUAAAUUAUGGAGAUACCAUCUGUUAAAAAGCUGCCCGGAACCUGACGUAGACAACAACGAUUUUGCGGUGUGUGAUGAAUGGCGUAACUGUUACCGUGCAGUAGAUUACUGUGAUGGGGUGAAGGACUGUAUAGAUGGGCGAGAUGAGAAAUACUGCUGUCCAGCGGGAACUUACAAGUGUGACACCUGCAAAAUGUUACAGUUCGUCACAUUCCUGUGA
This is a messenger RNA of Liolophura sinensis, 466 nucleotides long. RefSeq lists its product as uncharacterized. Lineage: Eukaryota; Metazoa; Mollusca; Polyplacophora; Chitonida; Chitonidae. The coding region runs from base 107 to 466 and encodes 119 amino acids. The record is from RefSeq and is a predicted model, not a curated record. Gene Ontology annotation, molecular function: protein binding. The transcript has 5 exons.